AUGAUACAGAAAACUUGUCCUCGUCUUUCAGUCAGUCUGCAGAGAGAGGCGCAUCAACAUCACUGCAUCACUAUCCAGAUGUUGAAAGCAAUUAUUUUGUGCCUCAUAAUCUGUUUGCUCGAUGUCAGCUGCAGCUUCUUCUCUGUUACGGUUUCCGAGACUGCAUUGCCGAGAAGUAACUUCAUGAAUCAAAGUUUCGGAACAAAUAUGACUUUACAUUGCGGUAUUCAACGUGCAUUUUUCAAUAUAUCUUCGGAUGAACCUUGCAAAUUGGAUAGAUGGUUUUAUGACGCCAGGUCGAUGGAGUUGACAUGCGUGUGCGUAGAGAAUGGUUCGAUCAAAGCAAACGGAAAGUUGUUACAAAAAGCGAAUGAUUCAAGAGCGAUUCCUUCGAUUUCUGCAACCAACUUUAUGGGAGAUCAAGAUCUCAAACAAGGGCAGUACACAUUUGAACUAAAAAUUCGGGCAAAAUCGGAUCCCAAGGAAACCGUGCAAAAUCUUUUCUCCGACGUUGCCAAAAGGAACGGUGCAGUGGUGUUCACAAGCUGCUACCCAACAUCAAACGAUUCCAAUUCAUACCACUGCGUUACAGUCUACGACAACCAUUACAACGUCACUUGGGAAUUUCCUGAAAAUUGGAGUGGUCCAGCGCGGUUUCUCAAAAAUAUUGCUUAUGAUUCGCGCAAGAUUGACUUUGAAGUUGUUGCACUGCACUGGUCGAGGCAGUUGCCGAAUGAUCCCAAAGCGCUAUAUGUGGACGUGAUUAUGUUAGUCGAGCAGAAAUCAACCGACGCCUGCAAGAAGUUUCUCGAAGAAGCAAGUCCAUGUUUGAUUAAAUAUACUAAAGGAUAA
Messenger RNA from Dicrocoelium dendriticum, 852 nucleotides. The record is from the annotation of a GenBank genome assembly. Lineage: Eukaryota; Metazoa; Platyhelminthes; Trematoda; Plagiorchiida; Dicrocoeliidae.